GCAGUGGAGUUACAGAGACAUAAUUCGUUGCAGUCCAGCUGAGAAUUCGUGAUUCCCUCGAACCGCCGAAAAAAAAAAUUAUUUUCAAAAAACAGAUUUAAAAAGUGAGAUGGAAGUCUGUGAAAAGAGUGAGAGUCCAAGUGAAGUGAAAGCAAAUUCAUAUUCCGGAUAGAAUAAAUUAACUCCCGAAAUUAAAAAAACUCGAUUUCUAGAAUUAAUCAAUUAAUUAAAUCUCAAUUAAUCAUGGAGGCUAAUGGGGCCCCGGAGGGUAAUGAGGUUGCCAAUCAGAGUCCCAUUGACCCGAAAACAAUAACCCUCGAGGGAGUUGAAAAAACGGAGAAGAAAGGAAAAGAUGAGACAGUGGAAAUGGAUUUUGAUGAUCUUCUGCCCUACGUUGGGGAGUUUGGACUCUACCAGAAGAUUCUCUUCGUCCUCAUGAUCCCUUUCGCUUUCUUCGUGGCGUGGGUCUACUUCAGUCAGAUAUUUAUUACUCUCGUGCCACCCGAUCACUGGUGUCGAGUGCCCGGGCUUGAGAAUCUCACCGAUGAACAGAGAAUCGCAUUGACCAUACCACCAGCGCGUGAUGGCGAGGAAGCGAGCUCUAUGGGGUAUUCUAAAUGCUACAUGUACAGCGUUAAUUUCACUGAAUUGUUGAAGAAUGGGACGAUUCUAGUCGCUGACCCGUCCUGGCAGACUCAGAGGUGUCAGUAUGGAUGGGACUACAAUUUUACGGAUAUUCCUUAUGAGACAGUUGCAUCUCAGUAUGAUUGGGUCUGCGAGCAAGCGGCAUUACCCACAAUCUCCCAGAGCAUAUUCUUUGUGGGCGCAAUUUUCGGGGGAUUGAUAUUUGGAUUUAUAGCAGACAGAUAUGGAAGAAUUCCUGCACUUGUUGGGUGUAAUGUCGUGGGCUGUAUUGCAGGAUGUUUCACAGCCCUAGCCACAAAUUUCUGGCAAUUUACACUGUGUCGAUUUUUCGUGGGCUUCGCCUUCGAUAAUUGCUUCACAAUGAUGUACAUUCUAGUUCUUGAGUACGUGGGUCCAAAAUGGCGUACCUUCGUAGCAAACAUGUCAAUAGCCUUGUUCUUCACAUUCGCGGCAUGCAUUCUCCCCUGGAUUGCAUAUUUUCUCGCUGACUGGCGAAUGACUUGCAUAGCAACAUCGCUACCACUAUUGCUGGCAAUUGCAACACCCUGGUUUGUGCCGGAGAGCGCCAGGUGGCUAGUGAGUAUGGGUCAAGUCGACAAGGCUGUUAAGAUCUUGAACAAGUUCGAGAGAAUCAAUGGAACACGAGUGCCAGCCAGUGUAUAUCGCCGCUUCAAGGAGAGCUGCGAGAGAGCAAAGAAGGCGGAGGAAGCUGAGAAUGGAUACUCUGUCAUUGAUUUAUUCAAGACUCCACGACUUCGUAGUAUUACAAUUUUAUUAAUUAUCAUUUGGAUGGCAAUAUCCCUCGUGUUUGACGGUCACGUGCGUAACGUCGACAACCUCGGGUUAAAUGUCUUUGUGACGUUUACAAUAGCAGCAGCUACUGAAUUGCCUGCGGACACGUUAUUGACUCUAGUCCUUGAUCGAUGGGGACGCAGGUGGCUUGCUUGUGGCUCAAUGGUCGUUUCUGGUAUAUUCAGCAUCUGGGCUUGUGCUGUUACAAAUAACAUGUAUGCAGCGUCCCUAGCGAUACUGGGAAGAUUCUGCGUGAAUAUAUCAUACAACAUUGGCCUGCAGUACGCGGCCGAAUUGCUGCCAACAGUGGUGAGGGCUCAGGGAGUCGCUCUGAUUCAUACGAUGGGAUACGUUGCCAGUAUAGCAGCUCCAUUUGUCGUCUAUAUUGCCGUUAUUUCACCCAUUCUUCCUCUUCUCCUUCUUGGAUUAUUCGGUAUUGUUGGGGGAGUUCUCGCCUUGUUUCUACCAGAGACUCUUGAUAAGGACUUGCCACAAACUCUGCAAGACGGGGAGGAGUUUGGGAAGGAACAGGGAUUAUGGGACAUGCCAUGUCUUAUGAAAAAAGCGGAAGACGAGAAACAGAGGCCCGAAAUAAUCAGACAUUACAGGACAGGCAGCUUGAGAAGUAACUUCGGCACUUCCCUACGUGGUGAAGCCUUCAGAAGCAGUAUGAUCCAGAGAUCCAGUAUUAGGUCGCGCAAAGGCAUCCCUAGCUCACCUGUCGAGGUCGUUAGGCUGUGAUUUAGCGAUAAAAUACAAAUUGUAAAACUUUUUUACUUUCCAAUUUCAAGAGUCAGGAAUAAAAUAUGUCUAAGAGUAUACAUAA
This is a messenger RNA of Diachasma alloeum, 2263 nucleotides long. RefSeq names its product organic cation transporter protein. The record is from RefSeq and is a predicted model, not a curated record. The transcript has 8 exons. Gene Ontology annotation, biological process: transmembrane transport. Bases 244 to 2178 code for a protein of 644 amino acids. Gene Ontology annotation, molecular function: transmembrane transporter activity. Gene Ontology annotation, cellular component: membrane. Lineage: Eukaryota; Metazoa; Arthropoda; Insecta; Hymenoptera; Braconidae.